AUGCUUUCGUCAAAAAAAUAUAAAGAAUAUGACCAAAACUUUUAAGGAUAUUUCAAAGGAAACUAUGAUGAAGACAGUGAUGAUUAGUCUAAAAAAAAACCAACCUUGAUUAUGAACGUUUAAGGUAAUUCUAAAAAUUUAUUGAGAGAUACUAGAUAUAAUGUUGUAAAAUUGGUUGGCGAAAAAAUAUUUAAAUGGAAAUUAUAAUAUGAGAUUGAUGAAAAUUAAUGGGACAUCUUUUGGACAGAUGCUUCUGUGUAAUCGGAAACUUUGGGAAAAAUGCAACCUCAUCAAAAAAUAAAUCAUUUUCCAGGCAUGUUCUCGCUUUCUAGAAAAAAUCAUUUGGGAAAGAAUCUCAUGAAAAUGAAGAAACAAUUUCCUUAUGAGUAUAAAUUUUUUCCAAAAACAUGGUUACUGCCAACAGAUUAUGGAGAGUUCAGAAAUUAGUUUGUAAAAGGAAAAGCCAAAACCUUUAUCAUUAAACCAGAAGCGAGUUGUCAAGGCAGAGGGAUUUUUCUAACUAAAGACAUUGAUGACAUUGAUCCAAAUGAUCAUUAUGUAGCUUAACGAUACUUGGAUAAACCUUUCUUAAUAGAAGGAUUAAAGUUUGAUUUAAGAGUAUAUGUACUAUUAGCUGGGACAGACCCUAUGAGAAUUUAUGUGUAUCAAGAUGGUUUGGUGAGAUUUGCUACUGAACCAUAUGUGGCACCUUCAUUUAAUAAUAUUGAUGAUGUUUGUAUGCACUUGACUAAUUAUGCUAUAAAUAAAGGAAAUCCAAAUUUUAUAUUUAACAAUGAUGCAUCUAAAAUGGAUGUUGGACAUAAAAGAUCAAUUAAGUCAGUUUUUGGUAAAUUAGAAGAGGAAGGAUAUAACAUUUAAAAGUUAUGGUAAGACAUAUAUAAAUUAAUUAUUAAAACCUUUUGUUCAGUUCAACCUAUCUUAAAUCAUCACUAUAAAUCCUGCCAACCAGAUAAUUAUGCUAAUAACAUGUGCUUUGAAAUAUUAGGUUUUGAUAUUUUUGUAAAUCAAAAGUUCUAGCCUUAUUUAUUGGAAGUUAAUCACACUCCAAGUUUUACUACUGACACACCUUUGGAUUUACUAAUAAAAAAGAAUCUCAUUAGGGACACCUUAAUAUUGAUGAAUGUAAAUCUAAAAGCAAAAGAAUAAAUCAUUAUAUCAAGAAAAGAAUAAUUAAAAUAAAGAGUUUUAACUAAGAAAUAAUAGAAGAUUACUCCUGGAGAAAGAUAAGCAUUAAUUUAAAAAUUCUAAAAAUUUAGGGAUGAGUAUGAAGAUAACAAUCUAGGAGAUUUCGUUAAAAUAUAUCCAUUGUCCGAUUCUGGAGAAUAUACUCGAUUUAUAGAAUUUGCAGCUUUAAUGUAGGACUAUUGGACAGGAGCAAAAGUAAGUAGAAAUCUAAAAGUGGAUGUUAAUAACGCUAAUAAAAAUACUGUUCAUUCAGGCAAUAAUUUUCGGAAACAAUAGAGAAAUUUAUAAAUGAAACAACAGUUCCUUAGGAUUAAUUAACCUGGGUUUUUAAAUGAAGAACCAGAGACUUAAAAUUAGUAAAAAUAAGCAAAUACUUAAAAUUAAUUUAAAAAAUAGGUAUAGUGA
Paramecium tetraurelia is the source of this 1611-nucleotide messenger RNA. RefSeq lists its product as uncharacterized. Gene Ontology annotation, biological process: microtubule cytoskeleton organization; protein polyglutamylation. The record is from RefSeq and is a predicted model, not a curated record. The transcript is spliced from 3 exons. Gene Ontology annotation, molecular function: tubulin-glutamic acid ligase activity; tubulin binding. Lineage: Eukaryota; Ciliophora; Oligohymenophorea; Peniculida; Parameciidae. Gene Ontology annotation, cellular component: cilium.